ACCUCAGCCUUUCCCUCUCCUUCCAUUUUCACACUCCACCCACUUUUUGCUUUCUUUCUCCAUCUCUGUCACCGUCUCUCUCUCUUUCUGGACUUGUCUUUAUUUGGCACUCCCGGAAGCCGCCGGGCAUUUCUCUCCCUGCCUGUUCGGGCAGCUGAUGUGACUGACUGACACCGGCUCCCGCUGAGAAGGAGGAGGAGAAGGAGGAGGAGGAGGGAGAGCGACGGCGAAGAGAGGCGAGGCGAGGGAGGGGGGGGAGCGAGUGGCCGGCCACGGAUUGUCAUUGCAGAGAGAAGGGAAAAAAAAAAAAAAAAAAAAAAAAAAGGCUGCGCGGGUCAUCAAAACAGAAUGGCAGAGAAUCAUGGCUUGAUGGAGAGGUUGGAGAAAGCAGUGACUCGACUUGAAUCAUUAUUUUCAGAUUCCCAGAGAUCUGGUGGAAUGGAGUGUGAUGCAAUGAAUGGUGUCAAUGGAAGCAUAGCUCCAUACGUGGAGGCCUUUGAUAGGCUGCUGAAUGGGAGCGUUGCUGAGUUUCUCAGGUAUAGCAAGAUUCUUGAAGGUGAUGUGAAGACACAUGCAGAGAUGGUACGUGCUGCUUUCCAAGCACAGAGAUCUUUCCUGGUGUUAGCAUCUCAAUGUCAAGAGCCUCAAGAGAAUGAAGUGGCAGUGCUUCUCAAGCCAAUAUCAGAGAAGAUUCAGGAAAUACAGAACUUUAGAGAAAGAAACAGAGGAAGUAAAAUGUUCAACCAUCUCUCAGCUGUCAGUGAAAGCAUACCUGCGCUUGGCUGGAUAGCAGUGUCUCCUAAACCAGGCCCUUAUGUCAAGGAAAUGAAUGAUGCUGCUACCUUCUAUACGAACAGGGUAUUAAAGGACUACAAGAACAGUGACACACGCCAUGUUGAUUGGGUGAAGUCCUACUUGAACAUCUGGUCUGAGCUUCAAGCAUAUAUCAAAGAACAUCACACCACAGGUCUCAGCUGGAGUAAAACUGGUCCUGUUGCAUCACCCACAUCUAUGAGAUCUGUCCUAACCAGUGGGUCAUCCCUCUCUUCACCUCCUCCACCACCACCGCCUCCACCGGGGCCUCCUCCCAUCUUUGAUACAGAAAACCCCCCAAAGGAUGAAGGAACAGCAGCUCGCUCGGCCUUGUUUGCACAGCUUAACCAAGGAGAGGCAAUCACCAAAGGGCUUCGCCAUGUCUCUGAUGACCAGAAGACACACAAGAACCCCAGCCUACGUGCCCAAGGUCCACCUGCUCGUUCUCCCACGAAAAGCCAUACUCCAAGUCCCACCUCCCCCAAGAACUCCCCGCAGCAGAGUCAUGCCCCCGUCUUGGAGCUAGAGGGGAAAAAAUGGAGAGUGGAAUAUCAAGAGGAUAAGAAUGACCUGGUCAUUACCAACACUGAACUCAAGCAAGUAGCCUACAUCUUCAAGUGUAACAAGUCUACACUUCAGAUAAAAGGAAAGAUCAAUUCAAUUACUAUCGAUAACUGUAAAAAGUUUGGCCUCGUGUUUGACAACGUUGUGGGAAUUGUGGAAGUGAUCAAUUCCAGGGAUAUUCAGAUACAGGUGAUGGGGAAAGUGCCAACGAUUUCUAUUAACAAAACAGAAGGCUGUCACAUCUACCUCAGUGAGGAAUCAUUAGAUUGUGAGAUCGUGAGUGCCAAGUCUUCUGAGAUGAACAUCCUCAUCCCCCAAGAUGGUGAUUACAAAGAAUUUCCGGUUCCUGAACAGUUCAAGACAGCAUGGGAUGGAUCUAAGUUGGUCACUGAACCUGCAGAGAUCGUGGGUUAACCUCCUAACAUCACUCAGCGCUCACUGACCGUGAUCAGACCAUAGCCAGCAGAAACAACGCAGCAACGUAAAGAACUAGAACUAGCAGUAGCUCCCACUGCUGUCUUAGGUCUUCAAGAAUUAGCUGUGCAUGCUAGAAACAAUAACCCGUCCGGCACGCUUUUGUUAGGCACCUCAGCAUUUCUCAAGUUUCCACAGUUCACUUACGGUUUUACUUACAGUUCACUUACGGUUUUACUUACAGUUCACUUACGGUUUUACUUCUCCAUGACGUCAUGUGAAUGUGAUGGCUUGAAACCCCCCACCUUCCAGUCACGUCACUGGUUUGAAACACUUUAUUCGUUAAGCCAAAAUACUGCAUGAUACACUUGGUUAUCACAUCGCUUCUGGGCAUUCCUUUUUAUGUUUCCGCUAAUCAAAACCAGUAUUAAGACUCUAAGAUGUUUGUUUUCACCUUUUACGUUACUCCUGUACAACGCAGUACAAACACACCCCUGGAAAGAACUACAUGACAGUUCCUUGUAGUUCUGCAGCAAUCUUUUCUUUUUUUUAAGCAAGCAAAAAAAUAAAAAAGGAUCACUUUCAGCAAUACAUUUUCCUAAUGGAAGAUGAAAUAACAUGAUAUUUUUAAUCUAACACUUUUCUAAUAUAAAGAUCCCUGUGUUUCAUAGAGGAUUUUAUUCUGGUCCAUACAGACCUGCUGUUGCCCUCUCAUUUCUUGCAAAUCAGGAAUUGUUUUGAAACCGAAGCCUCAUAUGAGCUCAUAACACCUUGCAGGAAAUCACCUGCAAGUUUUUGCUCCACAGGUAUCUUUUGUUGUUGUUAUUGAGACAAUCCCUCAUGCUUUAAAAUUUCAAACUGCACCCUUGCAAUACAACAAGCUGGCAGGGGAGAUACCACCACCAGGCCGGUGGUUUUCCCAGGGCGAGAGGCACAUGUCAGAUAUCACUUAAUUUGCUUGUUAAAGUUCCUUUAAAAUCUAUCUAUUAUAGCUGUCAUAGCUUCUAUUGAUUAAAAUACCUUUCUGUUUCUUCCCUGCAUUUCUAACACUUACUCAAUUUCAAAUUCAUCUACGAAUCAAAGCCAUAGACCUAUCGGUUCAGCCCAAAUAAAGCCCACUCAGCCCUUAAAUUCUACUUUCUAUAGUCCCUAUUGUACAUGCUUUUUUAACAAAGGUGGAGUCUUGUAUACAUUUGUACUAUUUCAGCACAUAGUACAAUAAAAGUUUAAAAUUUUGCAGCCAGCAUAUGUUUUUGAUCACUUGUAAUACUUUGUAAUGGUGAAAUCAAAGUGAGAUGCUUGCAGAGCUAGUUACAAGCUAAAUUUUGUGCCUAACUUACCUUGAAAGUACAUUAAUCUUUGAGGGUUUUUAACUAUCUUUGAUUGUAAACCCUCUGUAACACAACAGUAGUGCUCGUUCCGCAAGGUUUUGCUAUCUGAUCUUUAAUCUAUAUGUAUAAUGUGUCUGCCUUAGUAUACACCAUUUUUCAACAGUAAACUUCUUAUGAAAUAAAAAAGGAAAGUGUACUUGUUUAAAUAUAAAGUUGCUCGGAGCUUA
Coturnix japonica (Japanese quail) is the source of this 3349-nucleotide messenger RNA. RefSeq names its product cyclase associated actin cytoskeleton regulatory protein 2 (gene CAP2). The record is from RefSeq and is a predicted model, not a curated record. Gene Ontology annotation, molecular function: adenylate cyclase binding; actin binding. NCBI's taxonomy places the organism in Eukaryota, Metazoa, Chordata, Aves, Galliformes, Phasianidae. Gene Ontology annotation, biological process: cytoskeleton organization; cell morphogenesis; actin filament organization. Gene Ontology annotation, cellular component: cytoplasm.